Messenger RNA from Aethina tumida (small hive beetle), 1792 nucleotides. It is a transcript of the gene TMS1, whose product is annotated as probable serine incorporator. The record is from RefSeq and is a predicted model, not a curated record. The coding region runs from base 190 to 1557 and encodes 455 amino acids. Gene Ontology annotation, cellular component: membrane. NCBI's taxonomy places the organism in Eukaryota, Metazoa, Arthropoda, Insecta, Coleoptera, Nitidulidae. The transcript is spliced from 10 exons.
CGCAUGCGUCAAGCAUAUCUUCUCUGCGCCAUCUUUGUUGUUUAUCUGCGACUUUGUGUGUAUUAUUCACAAAAUUAACCAGACAAAAUUCGCCACUAAUUCUAAUCGGGAUAACCAACGCGUUACGUGACCAGACAAAUCCCAAGUGUAAACAUCUUACUCAUCAGAUGUGCAAGUAAAUAAUCUAAAAUGGGAGCCGUUUUUGGUCUUUGUUCUGCGGCACAGCUCGCCUGUUGCUGUGGAAGUGCAGCCUGCUCAUUGUGUUGUUCGGCAUGUCCAUCAUGCAGAAACUCGACGUCCACACGUAUUAUGUAUGCUUUUAUGCUGCUGGUUACUACUAUAGUAGCCUGCAUUACUUUAUCACCAGGUUUGCAGGAUGUAUUGAAAAAGGUACCAUUCUGUAAGAAUGGAACUGGGAAGUACUUGCCAGAUUCUGUGGUAUUUGACUGCGAUAAAGCUGUAGGAUAUUUGGCUGUGUACAGGAUAUGUUUUGUUAUGACUUGUUUCUUCCUACUAUUUGCACUGAUGAUGUUAGGGGUAAAAACUUCUAAAGAUGCUCGAGCAGGAAUACAAAAUGGUUUCUGGGGGUUGAAAUAUAUGGUGGUAAUUGGUGGUGUAAUUGGGGCCUUCUUUAUACCUGAAGGAUCAUUUGCCACUGUCUGGAUGUACUUUGGUAUGAUUGGCGGGUUUCUAUUCAUAAUAAUCCAGUUGAUAUUAAUUGUUGACUUUGCCCAUUCUUGGGCUGAAGCCUGGGUUGGAAAUUAUGAGGAGACAGAAUCUAGGGGUUGGUUCUUUGGAUUGAUUGGCUUUACUUUGUUAAAUUAUGUCAUCAGCAUAACUGGACUCACGUUAUUAUUCGUGUUUUACACUAAGGCCGGAGAUUGUGACUUGAAUAAAUUCUUUAUUUCCAUUAAUUUGAUUCUGUGCGUCAUUAUAAGUGCCAUCUCAAUUUUACCAUCUGUGCAAAACAAAUUGCCAAGAUCUGGACUCUUGCAGUCAUCUAUUGUCACCCUGUAUGUUACCUAUUUGACUUGGUCUGCUGUUUCCAACUCCAAAAGUGAGUGCAAUCCUGGAAUUUGGGGCAUUUUUGGAGUAAAAUCUGAAAACCAUAACAUUGAUGUUAUUGGCCUCUUAAUUUGGAUGUGCUGUGUUUUGUAUUCCUCCUUGAGGACUGCAAGCAACUCUUCAAAGAUUACCAUGUCUGAGAAUAUAUUGGCCAAAGAUAAUGGAGCAGUCAGGGGAUAUGGCUCCGAGAACUUGGUAGAAAACGAAGGUAACGAUGGCGGCGAAAGCGGUGACGGCGGCAAAAAGGUCUGGGACAACGAGGAAGAGUCGGUCGCCUACAGCUGGAGCUUCUUCCACGUGAUGUUCGCCCUCGCCACACUCAACGUGAUGAUGACUCUGACCAACUGGUACAAACCAAACUCGAGUUUGGAGUCGUUUGGUGUGAACGCCGGCUCGAUGUGGAUCAAGGAGAUUUCAAGCUGGCUAUGCUUGACGCUUUAUGCUUGGACAUUGGUCGCGCCCAUCCUGCUGCCCGACCGUGAAUUCAAUUGAAGAACAUGCGACCUUUGAAUAUGUUAUCCCAUAUUUAUUGCAUUACUUCACUGUGUAUGUGAUAUUUAAUCUUAAUCGGCUGCCACAUUCGGCAUUUGAUUAUAUUCAACCCUAGUUUUAAUCAUGAUAUAAAUUAUAUGUAAGUAGAAUUAGUUUUUAUUUGAACAUGUUUGUACUUUUUCGUUUGUUAUAUGAUAUCACAGUAUGUAUAAUAAAUGCUAUCUCAAUACAAUAA